GUAAAAACAUAAAUAUUGAUUGAUUUGGGCUGAUUUUGAUGAUUGAACAUAAAAUUAUGUAACUGGGGUGAAGUAAUCAUGUUGUAAUAUCCAGGCUUUUCCUCCUUGUGAUUGAGUAUGUACAUUUGGCUCCAACCACAGGUGGUGCUCUUCUUUUUUUGUUUACAUCCUAAAAUCUAUAAGUAAAGAAAUUAAACAUCUCUGUUAUUUCAGAUCGGGUGUCUGUUGUCCAUAUAGGACAUUGGAAGAGGUUAAGAUAAUGUACAAAAACUCGAAGGCAGCUGUGAAAGGGAAGAUCGACUUAGCUCGAAAGACUGGUGGUGGGGGAAUGAUUUGCCUAAGCCAGUCAGAGGAAGUAAUGGCCAACCAUUUAGAAAUAUUCAAUGCUCGGCAGCUAAAUGGGGUCCCAGGAGGGUUUGAAUGUGGAGCAGCUGCUAAAGAUGAGCAUGGAGUGGUUGAGGAAAGUGGAUGGAGUUCGCUCCUCGAAAAUAUGGAUACAGAUAUCAUUCGAAAUGUCAUUGACUAUCAUUCAAGUGAAGCUGAUAUCUGCAAAGCAAAUGCCCCAUUAGAGGAUGCAGUGGGUGAUUGCGAUGUGCCAAGCACAUCUGGUUUCGUGCCCUCCAAAGGUAAAAUGUCGAGACGAAAGUGAAAAAGUGAUGCUGGGGACCAGCUGUUUCAGCUUGAAGAAAAGAGGUUAACAGCAGAGACAGCAGCAUUUUCUGCCCAAGAGCACUAUUGGAGAGAGAAGAACAGAAGGGAGGAGGAGUUGCAUCUUGUUACACUAAAUCUUCGCAAACAUCAACUUAAGGAAUUUCAAUA
Messenger RNA from Mya arenaria, 819 nucleotides. RefSeq lists its product as uncharacterized. NCBI's taxonomy places the organism in Eukaryota, Metazoa, Mollusca, Bivalvia, Myida, Myidae. The transcript has 5 exons. The record is from RefSeq and is a predicted model, not a curated record. The coding region runs from base 260 to 649 and encodes 129 amino acids.